AUGAGUGCCAACGAUAAGGACGUGAAAUGUGCUGUAAUUAAUAAUCAGGUGAUUGAUUGGGACGACAUGAACAGAAUAUGGGGUGACCUAUACCUGGGCGGUCAGCGGCCGGCCUACGAGCCCAAGACACUGAAAGGGGCCGACAUUCGCACCGUAUUAACGGUUAUGGACUCUCCGAUACCGGAACUACUGGAACACGAAGACAUUGUCUAUCACUUCAUACACGCCAUGGAUCACUCAUCGCAGGAUCUGUUGACCCACUUCGGCGAGGCUUACGAUAUCAUCGACGGCGCGGUCACUGCGGGCACCGGUGUAUACGUUCACUGCGCGGCCGGCAUAUCCCGGUCGGCGACAAUUGUCAUCUCAUAUCUGAUGCGAAAGCUCCGGAUGACUGUCACCGCGGCGUUGGCUUUGGUCCGCAAAUGGCGUUGGAUUGUCGGCCCAAACGAUGGUUUUAUGAGACAAUUGGAUUUGUUUGAGGCGAUGGACUGCCGACUGGUGGCCACCGAUCGUCGCCUUCGACAAUAUAUGCUGGAAAUGUAUGUCUCGUUUAAUGGCGUCCAAUUGGAUCAAUACUUUGAGCGCAUGGCAGCCGUCGAGACCGGCACCGAUGGGUUAGAUUUGGGGCACCGGUAUGUGUGCACCGGUUGUGGCGAAGGCCUGUUCAAUGAGAUACAUGUGAUCAGGAAUGACGGCUCGGAUCAAUAUAAUGAUCGGGAGGUUUGCGGCAAAGUAUUUAUAGAGCCUCAGCCCUGGAUGUCGGAGCUGUUGCCAGAGGUGGAGGUCAGGGAUUUGCCUGAAGAAUUGUCCAUUAAAUGCCCUCAAUGUCGGCGAGUGGUGGCCGAGUGCUGUACAAUCUUCUCGCACUCCACACUACGGUUAGCGGCCUUUGACUGCGAUUGUGGCCAACAUAUGGAUGUGAAGGGCCUUAUGGUCCGCAUGACUGACAACGCGUUCAAUAAAUGCUCAAAUGAUUAA
Molecule: messenger RNA, 978 nt
Organism: Medioppia subpectinata
Lineage: Eukaryota; Metazoa; Arthropoda; Arachnida; Sarcoptiformes; Oppiidae
Source: the annotation of a GenBank genome assembly